AUGGCCGCGUACUGGAUGGCCCGUUGUGGAAUCAAUGCACGUAUCAUUGACAAACGCGAAACCAAGAUCUUUGUUGGGCAUGCCGAUGGCCUUCGCCCACGCACUCUGGAGCUCUUCGAUAGCAUGGGGUUCCAGCACCGCGUUCUUCAUGAAGCCUCCGAAUCCACGGAGGUGAACCUAUGGGUUGACCAGGGAAAGCUUGUGCGACAGGCUCUUUUGGAUAUGACCCAGGCGGAUCAUUCGCCCUAUCAUAAUACUCGACUCAGCCAGGGUCGCAUCGAGCGAUUCAUCCUUGACAGUAUCCAUGAGAACUCUAAUCUGAGAGUUGAGCGAAGUGUUAUUACUGAGUCUCUGGAGUAUGACGAGAAACUAGGGGGGGAACCCGAAGCAUAUCCCAUUACCGUUAACCUCCGCACUCUGGGUUCCGAAGAGCUCAACACACCAAAUUCCGACAAACAAAGCUUUGAAAACGAAAUUACACACGAGGACCUACUUCCCGAUGACUGGGAGGAUCUAACGCAACGAGGAACUCAGAAGGAAAAAGCCGAGAUAGUCAAAGCCAAGUACGUGAUUGGGUGUGAUGGUGCUCACAGCUGGACCAGAAAACAACUUGAUAUUGCCACCGAGGGAUCCAACACAGACCACAUCUGGGGGGUGAUCGACGUGGUAGCAAUCAGCAAUUUUCCGGAUAUCAGACGUGUCAGCGUAGUUACAGGGGCUACGGGAACAAUCCUCGUGAUCCCCCGCGAGCGUGGGAUAACCCGCUUCUAUGUCCCCGUGCAAAUCUGCGAAGCAGGAGCAAGCGAUCGGUUCGAUAGAUCGAUCAUCACACCAAAGCUGAUCAAAUCUCGAGUCCAGGAGAUCAUUGCUCCAUACACUUUCGAUUUCGAAAUAUGUGACUGGUGGACAGUAUAUCAAAUCGGACAAAGGAUUGCAACACAAAUCACCAGAGGUGACAGGAUCUUCCUUGCAGGCGAUGCAGUGCACACACACUCACCAAAGAUGGGAUUGGGUAUGAAUAUGAGCCUGCAGGACGGUUUCAAUCUAGGCUGGAAGGUUGCACUGGCAGCCGCAGGAACUAUCAAGCCUGAGACCCUGGAGACUUACGAGUUAGAGAGACACCCGCUUGCGAAAAUGUUGCUGGAUUUCGAUCGUCUGUGGGUAAAUUUGUUCCUGGACAUCAAGCCUGGGGAAAAGGACACAAAGGCCGAGUCUAUGGCUGAUAUGUCGGCCAAAUUCGAAAACUUUGCCCAUGGAUGGAACGUUUACUAUCCUGCCAGCAACAUUGUUUCGAAGUCAGCUGAUGGUGGUGACGCUGGGAUUCCUCAGAAUCUGGCCCCCGGGGAGAGAAUUUUCCCUUUCAAGCUCCGCAACCAAGCUGACGGGUGUCCGCAGUGGACGACAAGACUAUUGAAAAGCGAUGGCCGCUUCCGAAUCCUUGUGAUGGCCGGGGAUGUGCGGGAUCCAGUGCAGAAACAACGCAUCGAGAAAUUGAGCCAAGCCUUGGAUACGCAGUCUGCAUCAGGCAGCCCCAUUCUAGACCGAUAUGCUGGGAUCCCCGGGCGAUUUGAGAGUCCCAUUGACAUAUUCACGAUUCACUGUGCCCCUUGGAGAGAGGUUGAGUUCUUCGACUUCCCAGAGGUGUUGCGUCCGUUGAGCAUGGUAACUGGAUAUGCCUACGAAAAGAUAUGGUGUGAUGAUGCGUGUAUAUUUGAUAGAUAUUGUGAUGGGAGAGCCUACGAGAAGUGGGGAGUUGACCGAGCACUCGGAAAGCUGGUGGUUAUUCGACCUGAUCAGUAUAUUGGAUGGACGGGCGAUCUCGAAGAUUUGCAGGGGAUGACACAGUAUUUUGAUGGAGUUCUUGUGAAGAAGUCUCAUGUGGACGGAGCAUCGAUGCUCAUUUGA
Molecule: messenger RNA, 1905 nt
Organism: Penicillium olsonii
Lineage: Eukaryota; Fungi; Ascomycota; Eurotiomycetes; Eurotiales; Aspergillaceae
Source: the annotation of a GenBank genome assembly